This is a messenger RNA of Populus euphratica (Euphrates poplar), 971 nucleotides long. It is a transcript of the gene PSB28, whose product is annotated as photosystem II reaction center PSB28 protein. Bases 116 to 661 code for a protein of 181 amino acids. The transcript is spliced from 2 exons. The record is from RefSeq and is a predicted model, not a curated record. Lineage: Eukaryota; Viridiplantae; Streptophyta; Magnoliopsida; Malpighiales; Salicaceae. Gene Ontology annotation, cellular component: chloroplast thylakoid membrane; photosystem II oxygen evolving complex; photosystem II. Gene Ontology annotation, biological process: photosynthesis.
ACACCAUCUCGCCUCUCUUGACACCAUACCCAUACAGCAAGCACUGGUCUGAGGUCUCUUUAUUAUACUCUUUCUCUAUCUCUGUAGAGUCUAUACGUUCAUUACUCACACUACAAUGGCAACUCUGCAGUCUCUUGCAUUAGCCUCUCCUGUGGCACAGCACUUGCAGCACCAAACCCGUUCUUUCUCAGGCUCAGGAUCUUGGGUUGUGAAUAAGAGUUCCUACUCCCUAUUCAAUGGCCAAUCGUUGUGCUUGCCUCGCCUGCGGUUGCCCUUGAUUAGACGAAAGUUGCGGACCUCUGGACUUGUUACUAUGAUGGUGAAACCAGCAAUUCAGUUUGUUCAAGGAGCUGAUGAACAGACUAUACCAGAUGUAAGGCUUACUAAGUCGAGAGAUGGUACGAAUGGCAUGGCGAUAUUCACCUUUGAUCAACCUUCAGUUUUUGACUCAUCUGCUGAAGUUGGUGAUAUCACUGGUUUCUACAUGAUCGAUGAGGAAGGGAUUCUUCAAUCAGUUGAUGUUAAUGCCAAAUUCGUCAAUGGCAAACCAGAAAGAAUAGAAGCAAAAUAUAUCAUGCGGACUCCUAGAGAGUGGGACAGAUUCAUGAGAUUCAUGGAGAGAUAUGCUAAUGCAAAUGGCUUACAAUUCGUCAAGAAAUGAGGCAAUGCAUAUCCUUCCCUUUCCCUUCUUUCUUUCACCUGUCCUCUUACUGUUUUUUAAAUUGCUCAAAAGCAAAACUUGAAGACAUUGGUUGAUGCUCAGUUAGGUUGUCUGCAACAUCACAUUCUGCCUCUCUUUAACAAACUUUGCAGUUCUUAAGUAGUGGUGUACACUUCCACUUCCUUUCACUACUUCAUAUGUGUAAGUGAGAUGGCUAGGGUUUUAGAACCUGUGCCUCUCAUGUAUAAAAUCUACUGUUUCAAAUUCCAGUUUGAGAUAAGAUGGAUUGAUGGAUGGUCAUUAAGGUAAA